Orycteropus afer afer is the source of this 952-nucleotide messenger RNA. NCBI's taxonomy places the organism in Eukaryota, Metazoa, Chordata, Mammalia, Tubulidentata, Orycteropodidae. The record is from RefSeq and is a predicted model, not a curated record.
AGCAUCAUAAUUAUUCUGGCUGGAGCGAUUGCACUCAUCAUAGGCUUUGGUAUUUCAGGGAAGCACUCCAUCACAGUCACCACUCUUACCUCAGCUGGGAACAUCGGGGAGGAUGGAAUCCUGAGCUGCAGUUUUGAACCUGAUAUCAAACUUUCUGAUAUUGUGAUACAGUGGCUGAAGGAAGGUGUUAUGGGCUUGGUCCAUGAGUUCAAAGAAGGAAAAGAUGAUCUGUCAGACCAGGAUGAAAUGUUCAGAGGCCGGACAGCAGUGUUUACUGAUCAAGUGAUAGUUGGCAAUGCCUCUCUGAGGCUGAAAAACGUGCAACUCACAGAUGCUGGCACAUACAAAUGUUUUAUCAUCACUUCUAAGGGCAAGGGGAAUGCUAACUUGGAGUAUAAAACUGGAGCCUUCAGCAUCCCAGAGGUGAAUGUGGACUCUAAUGCCAGUUCAGAGAGCUUGCGGUGUGAGGCCCCCAGAUGGUUCCCUCAGCCCACAGUGGUCUGGGCAUCCCAAGUUGACCAGGGAGCCAACUUCUCAGAAUUCUCCAAUACCAGCUUUGAGCUGAACUCUGAGAAUGUGACCAUGAAGGUGGUGUCUGUGCUCUAUAACGUCACGAUCAACAACACAUACUCUUGUAUGAUUGAGAAUGACAUUGCCAAAGCCACAGGGGAUAUCAAAGUGACAGACUCUGAGAUCAAAAGGCGGAGUCACUUACAGCUGCUGAACUCACAGGCUUCCCUGUGUGUCUCCUCUCUCUGUGCCAUCAGUUGGGUACUGCUGCCUCUCUCCCCUUACCUGAUGCUGAAAUAAUCGGGCUCGGCCAGAGAGAAACAUGCAAAGUCACUGGUACAAUAGAAAUCUUCAGAAUUAUUUCACCACAAGAUGCGACCUAAUUUUGUAUUUCUCGGGAGAAAUUAAUUCAUGUCUAGCAGUCUGGAGUAAACAAAUUAGA